GGCGCAUGAAUCUAAGAAGAAGGUUCCGUAAAGCGGCUUCCGGUCUCUCCGGUCCUUUUCCUUCGUUAAAAGGUUCAUCAUGUCGUCCCAUUUGCAGUGGAUGGUCAUCAGGAACUGCUCCAGCUUCCUCAUCAAGAGGAAUGGACAGACUUACAGUACUGAGCCCAACAACCUGAAGUCCAGGAACUCUUUCCGCUUCAACGGUUUGGUGCACAAGAAGACGGUCGGCGUGCAGCCUGCCGCCGACGGCAAAGGCGUGGUGGUGAUCACCAUCAACAAGAACUCUCGCGCCACCCUCAACAGCCUGAGGCACAUCAUCCGCAAGAGCAACUACAGGAGGGACCUGCGCAUGGCCGCCCUCCGCCGGGCCAGUGCCAUCCUGAAGAGCCAGAAGCCGGUGGUGGUCAAGAAGAAGCGCACCAGGGCCACCAAGACAGCCUAAAGCACCCAUGGUGAAUAAAUGAAUAAAGUCUUGUUUGGAGAAAAAAAAAAACAACCUUUUUUGUCCUGAACUUUGUUUGUAGUGAUUCGUUUUAGAAAGGGGGGGUGAAUAAAAUCCAGCCUCAGUGUCUCCAGA
This is a messenger RNA of Menidia menidia (Atlantic silverside), 577 nucleotides long. Lineage: Eukaryota; Metazoa; Chordata; Actinopteri; Atheriniformes; Atherinopsidae. The record is from the annotation of a GenBank genome assembly.